AUGAAUUACGGAUUUAUACAGAGAUUCUCCGGUUUAAGACACGCUAGACGGUUAAGUUCUUCACAAAUUGGGGAUUUAACACCAGGGUACUGCACAUACGCCUAUAAAUUACCCGCAAGGUCCUUUGUUCGUAGAUUCUCUGGACUUGACGAUAGAUAUACGCAUUUUCUGAGUCUGUCAUCCGGAAACGAUAAAAACAUGGAGUCUUAUUCAGCGUGCAGUGAUGAAAGCACCGAAGCUUCAAGCAGAUUCUCCUUGGACAUUCAUGGCAAGGAAUCACAUCCCACCGGUCAAAAGGCAACCAUCACCAUUACAGAGUCAGAGAAACGUCUAUUCGACCUAUUGCUUGGAUGUGUAGAGGUAUAUUCCCUAAAUAUGGAUUUACGUGUGGUUGGGGGAUGGGUUAGGGACAAGCUCUUGAAUUUGGGGAGCAAGGACAUUGAUAUCGCAUUGCCUACGAUGACAGGUGUUGAGUUUUGUGAGCAUUUGAACAGAUAUACAAGCGAAAAGUUUGGAUUCCAGAGGACCAUUGGAGUGGUAAAGAGAUGCCCAGAACAAUCAAAACACUUGGAAACCGCUACUAUGAACAUUUUGGGUUUUGACGUAGAUUUUGUAAAUCUGAGGUCCGAAGACUAUGCAAACAAUAGCAGAAUCCCCGUAAUGAGGAUUGGGACUCCAUUCGAAGAUGCCCAAAGGAGAGAUUUUACCGUCAACGCCAUAUUUUACAACAUUACAAGGGGCAUAAUUGAGGACUUUACCGGAUUUGGUAUUGAGGAUCUUCAUGACAAGGUAAUUCGGACAUGUUCACCAGCUUUCGAAACUUUUAUGGACGAUCCUCUAAGGGUGAUUCGAGCAAUAAGGUUCACUUGCAGAUUGAAAUUUGAUCUGCACAAGGAUAUUUUAGACUCUAUAUCAAACAAGGAUGUUUUGAAGGCACUAAACGACAAGGUUUCAAGACCGAGAAUAUCGCAGGAGAUUGACGGUAUAUUGUCAAAGGGAGACAUAGUGCCAGGAUUUAAACUUUUAAAGGACUUUAAAGUUCUUAACCUCUUGCUAGGAGUUCCAGAUGAUGGGACGGUUGACAAACAGUCAAGGUUGUCAGAUAAUGUGCUCGUAGAAGGAUGCAGACUUAUGGAAUCUCUAAAGACGCUGAUUAGAGAUGAUUUUAUUGAUGAAAAAUAUAUAUACUUGGCAGCAUUAGUUGCUCCAACAAUAGAUAUGCCAAAUAUUGGAAAAAUGACAGUAGCUGAGUAUCUCAUCAAGGAACGAUUUAAACUUCCAAACAAGUAUGCGUCAAGUGCCGAGGCAAUUGCCCAGGGCUCCGUCUUGUUCGAGAAUCUUGUGGACGCACUUCCUACCGAUGAGCUGGACUUGAGACAAGCGCUGGGACUCGCCAUUCGGAAAGCGGGACUAUUGUGGAAGGAAUCACUUUUGCUCCACUUUGCAAAGCGUCCUGAACCAGAUGCGGAUGCAGUAUACGAAAAAUUUUCAAGUAUAAUUUCACUCGCAGAAAAACUUGGGGUUAAUGAUACAUAUAAUAUAAAGGCAAUGAUAACUGGUCAAGAGCUAUUGAAUAUUUUACCAAGACUAAAGGGCGGUCCUACAUUCAAGGAGGUUUUAGAAUCGCAAGUAGCUUUGAUGAUUCGUGACGUAAACAUCACCAAGGAUAAUUUGGAGCUACAUUUGAGGGAAACAUUUAGAGAAUUUUUAUAG
Messenger RNA from Theileria equi strain WA, 1713 nucleotides. RefSeq names its product tRNA nucleotidyltransferase/polyA polymerase family member protein. The transcript has 7 exons. The record is from RefSeq and is a predicted model, not a curated record. The coding region runs from base 1 to 1713 and encodes 570 amino acids. Gene Ontology annotation, biological process: tRNA 3'-terminal CCA addition. NCBI's taxonomy places the organism in Eukaryota, Apicomplexa, Aconoidasida, Piroplasmida, Theileriidae. Gene Ontology annotation, molecular function: RNA binding; ATP:3'-cytidine-cytidine-tRNA adenylyltransferase activity.